Sporisorium graminicola is the source of this 5634-nucleotide messenger RNA. RefSeq lists its product as uncharacterized. Bases 1 to 5634 code for a protein of 1877 amino acids. The record is from RefSeq and is a predicted model, not a curated record. NCBI's taxonomy places the organism in Eukaryota, Fungi, Basidiomycota, Ustilaginomycetes, Ustilaginales, Ustilaginaceae. The transcript has 2 exons.
AUGCGCAUCAUUACGGAUGCAAAAGAUGCAUCUCGACAACGCCGACACCACCGCACCCUCGACCUCGGUCCUCCUCAUCCUUUCGGAGUUUGGCAUCUCAAUCGAGACGGUCCCACUAGCCUGCCCCAUCCUCCCAGACGAACCGUCUCAGCUCCGUUUGUCCGACAGUCAUACGCCCUGUCCACGCGCCCUACCCUCAAGCAUACCCGCAACGUUCUUUCGUUGGGAAUUCUUCCCGACCUCUCGUCCGUCAAGGUGUCUUCCCUUCGCAACACCAAACCCCAAGGUCCUUCGCUCGGGUACGCUCAGGUGCGGACCUCUGGAUUCCCCUUCAUCAUGCCGGACAGCGAUUCCGAAUAUCCGAACACGCCCGCUGCCACAGAGCCCGCAUCCGACAUCGGCUCUCUACGCGACUUCAACGCUCUUUCGGAUGCAGGCUCGGCUAACAUGAGCAGAUCAUUCUCCGACCAGCCCAGCAUGCGCAGCUACGAAGAAAGCUCGGUCAGCGCCAAAGGUCCCGGAGCCACCAUCAACCGCAAAGCUGGCGAGCAUCUUGGCAGUUCGCUCCGGAACCACUUUACUCCAUCGCCUCGACCAUCCUCCAUGGCGCAUACUCCCUCCGUAGCCCAGCAUCAACAAGACAAUGACCGUCUUUCUGCUGUCGAGCACCGUGGCGCUCCUGGUGCUCCUCCUGGUCCCCACGAUUGCGAGCUUUCCCCAGCGACGGUACAGAGCAAUCUGAUUUCCUAUCAUUCAGCACAGCAACCUGCCACACGACCGUUGAGCUACUCCACUAAUGCCAGCAUUGAAUCCACUGGCUCGCCCAUCAUGACCAUGCGCCCGCUUUCCACCGCGGAACCCUCCUUGCGCGAUUUCCCGGUCAACACAAAUUACAAGCACAGCCUCGAAUCGGUGAACGCGCCCAUUCGCCAGAGAACUGAUUCUCGUCCCACCAUCUCUCCCACCAACACCUCACGAGCCAUCUCUACACCCGCACCCAUGCCCUUACCACAGGCCCUGCCACAGGCAUUGCAGGAUCAUCGUCCGACAGUCCGACGCGCGCAGGGCCAACGUGCAGAGAGCGAAGUGGUUCGCAGCCGUACCUCGUCCAAACCCUUCAGCUUCCCCGCCCGCGCUAGCGCCCAGUUUACUUCCCGCGAGCGCGCUGACAUCCUUCCAGAAAAGUCGACAAAGGACAAGAACGGAUCUUCCUUCAUCCGUCGUCUCAUUCGCAGAGCCAGCUUGAAGGGCAACAAACCCCAGUCGGCCGGAGGCACGCCUGCUUUCGUGCUGAGUCCCAGCAAGACCUCAGUUGCACUUCCAGCAGAACUCGAAAGGGAGCUGCAGUCCGAGGCCACCACACCGCGCGCUGAGAGCAUCUCGUCGAGAAGCGCAUCGAAAGAGUUUAAACGACGCACCAGCCUCACACGUCGUCGCAGCAAGUCGAAAGAACCGGGCGUCUCCAAGACCUCGAGGACCUCGUCCAUCUUUGCACCCUUCCUCGCAAGAGAUCCGAACAAGGUCAACAGCGUCUUCCGCACCAAACGCGAAGAGUCGUUUGGUCAUCUCGGGCCCUUGCCCGUGGAUGACGCCCCUCCUUUUCCCAAAGACGGUCUGCCGCUCAGCUCCAGCUCUCCUUUCUUGGCGCACGAUCUCGUCUCUACCAGCUUCACGCGUGCCAACAACGAUAACGUUGAGAGCAGGGAUUUUGCCAUCGUCCAAGCUCCAACAAGAGCGCCAGCCUCGUCUUCUUCUCACCAGCACGAAGCCGCUGAGACGCUCGAGAGUCCUCGGCUGGAACAAGGCCAGGAUCUGGCAUCCGAUGCCGAUGCCGACGAGACUCAGCAGCAGCGGCCGCUAUCGCACGUCACCGACAAGACCGACAACAGCCUUGGCAUGGGCAUGGCUCUCUCCUCUCGCAACAACUUCAACUUCCAGGAAUCUCUGGGUCUCAACGAGCUUUCCGCUACACCCAGGUCACAUUCCCAAGCAGUUGACCCUGCCGCCACAUCGUCUGGACACGGCCAGCCUGCCCUCUCUUCUGAUGGGCAUCCGAGUACCACGGAGACAAACUCUCGUCCGAGACCUAGCAUUCCUCGGAUCUGGCAAGGUCUCGAGCCCACGGAUGGUGACCACACCCUGCGAUCUACGCACAUUGAUGACGCCGACAGCUCCGACGACACGCCACCCGAACACCAUCUCCCUGCCAACCGAUUCGACACAGCUACUACUGCAAGCUCGUUCAGGACAGCGGCCAGUCACCUGGACUCGCCCCAAUCCUCCUCGACGCGUCGAACGGUGAGCGGAUCCAGGGCAUCGAGACUCAGUGUUCGCACCCAGGACACUCCUCUCGCCCGACACUUUGAUCAGGGACCUAGGCUGGAUUCGCCGCUUGCCGAUCUCAUCACCAAUCUCGGGCGCUCGCGAAGCAUCUCGGGCACCAUGAGCUCGGCGCCUUACCACGAUGCCGCCGCGUCUCCCAGCAGCGAAUUCUUGCACCUCGACCCCGAGACCAAUCGCACCACCGUCGUCGCUGCAGGACCGUCGCCGUCUCCCUCCCUGACUCAGCACGACGCAGAGCACUACGAAUCCCCUGAUGAGGACGACGAUGACACCUCCCUUCGCGCCCAGCCCCGCCAGACGCAUCUACCAGCUGCCUCGCACACAGCUUUGGUCGAGACUAUCGACCAUUCGAACCCUCAUUCUCCCAUCGAUCCAACGGACCUGACGCCUACACAGGUGAAGGAUUCGGCCGACGGCUCGUAUCCUCGAUAUAGACGCGGCACCUUUGGCGGUCUUGACCCGACGCCUGUCGCGACUGUUGAAGCAAGGCAGGCCGACGAGACUACAGCGGAUCCGACUCGUCCGCAGCUUUCCCGCUUCUCUACCGCCACAUCCGGCCCCGAGAACGACGAUCACCCCGUCACUCGCUCUGGAGGCGACGAUUCGGAGGAACAGGAAGUCGUCUUGCCCGAGGUCAAGGUCUUCGAGAUCGAAAGCCAUUUGGCAGCCGUCGAAGCUGCUUUGCAAGACAAUCGAGAAGAAGGCAGUUUCGAUGUUGCCUCGCUGAGGCAGCGCAUUUCCGACGCCUCGUACGUGAUGCAUGCCAACGCCUCUUCAGCAAGCAUGCUCUCCCGAGACGGAUCGCUGCAGCCUCCACAGCAGCAGAGCUUCAACGAGAGUACGGAUGAGCUGGCGCCUCCCGGGGCUUGGACACGGGACAGCUCCUCGUUUGUCAUGAACGACGACGGCCGUCGCAUCACGCUCGCUCCCGAAUCGCACGAAGCGCUUGCCGACGCUGUCCGCAGCGUCCGUCGGGCAAUCAGUUCGUCGCAGCUCACUACCGAUGCAGACGACACACAGACUGCUCUUGCAAAUCGAUCUGUGGAGACGCUUGGCAUGGAAAGCUUUGUGUCCGAGGGUGACGAGCCGACAAGCGAACGUCUGCCGGCUGGUGAGGCGUCGAUGCUAUCCGAGGCGACCCCCGCGAAAGCUGCCAAGAGGCGACAGGAGGGCAUGCGCGAUAUCGAGGAGGCCUACAGUCGCAUGCUGGCGCUGGUUCAGUCUUCCGCCAUUGGGGUCACGCCUUCGCCACAGAUGCGCGGUGAAGAGCCCCGUCUCGGCUUUGAGCCUCCUCGGCGCCCCAUGAAGCACGGCCAGGCUACCUCGAGUGCAAACGAGCCCUUCUUCAAUUCUCCUUUGGCCAAGGCAUCGACCAAGACGGACGAACCUCUCAGCCAGCCUGCACAGUCGACGCGCAGUAUUCUGGACGGAGCUGGCGGUAGUCAGCCGGCUCGUACUCAAGGACGCGGGCAGCCAAACACAGAGACGCGCACCUCCACGUCCCUGUCGGGCCUCAUGGGCAUGCCGCUCGACAUCAAUCCACACAUGCUGCGUCAAGCCAGCGUCUCGACCGUCUCUUCGGUGCACGACGUCUCUAGGAAUGAUUCUGUGGACGGUGCAGCGUUCGCGCGCAGACGUCCACCUUCAGUUGCCAAGUCGAGCUCGAGCCGUUAUUCGCAGGCGCUGAGCCGAGACCAUGCUCCUUCGUCGUUGAUGGAGUCGGACGGCUUCCGCAAGCGCUUCAGCACGGACAACACGACGAUUGGACGGGCCAGCUCUGGCGGCGGACACACCUCCCCGUCCGCCACCGCCAAGACGCUCGGCACCCCUCGUUCGUUUGCCACCUCCGUGUCGCAGCACUCGCUCGCCAAUAUAGUGCGUCGUCACGAGCUCGAAAAGGAGAGCCUACUGGAUACGCUCGAGAGGGUGCGUGCCGAGAACGCCGAUCUGCAUUCGCGGCACAACAGCUUGACCUCGGACCUGCACGCCGAGGUGACGCGCGUGUUGGAGCUCGAACGCGAAUUGGAGCGACGUGAUUCUCGCGAAGUAACGCUGAUCGGUCAGAUCCAGCAGCUGGAGCACGAACUGGUGGAAUUGCGCUACCUCGACUUCCAGCUCAACUCGACCGCAGACCAGACGCUUGGAUCAGAAGAUGGCGAAGGCUCGAUUAUGGACGUCGAGCUGCCACCGACUCUUCAGUCGAGAGUAGGCAUCGGGGCGCUGCCUCUUUCGCCGCGCGGCGUUGUCCAACCCUCGCCUUCGUAUUCCUCUGCGUCCGUCUCGGCCCUGGCCAAGCCGACGCAUCGAAGCACGCGCUCGGAAGCGUUUGUCUCUGGCCUGCCCGGUUCUGAGCGAUCGACACUGCCAGCCAGCAGAAGCGAGCUGCCACGUGCACGCCCAGUCUCGCUGUUGAACGGACCGGGUGGUCUGUUCCGUGAAGACCGAACCUCGCAACGCACGAGUCAGGCCUCGCCGCUGCCUACUCCACGCACUAGCAGUCUGCUUCGCCAUCCUCGAACUUCGGGUAGAUUAGCCAAAGCGCAGGCGGCGUCGCCGAAUCUGCUCGGCCUCGGUCUGCCCAGGGACGAGGAUGAUGUGUGGAGUAUCGCCGACGAGCAGCUGCCUGAGAUUGACGACGAGAUCCUCCCUCCCUCUAGCACUUUUUCGUCGCGUCAACAGGCGUCCACGGCGUCGGCGGGGCCUGUACACACGUUUGACUCACAGCUCGGUGAGACGGGACAUCCCGAGGGGAGCUACGAGCGCAGCGACGAGGAUGGAGACGAUCGUCAGAGCUCCUCGGUGCCCUCUACGGACCAGCACAAUAGCGCGAUGAGUGGUAUCACUAACGGCGUCACGCCGCAGCGUGAUGUGUCCCCCUCGUCUCUACCUCGAUCGACGUCGCAGGCUACGGUGACCAAGAUCACAACGCAGCUGCCCCGCCCCUCGCCGUCCACGAGCAAGAUCCCCACGAGCCGCUCCACAAGCGGCAUUUCCGACUCGCCGUCCCACCGCAGCGUUUCCUCGCGUCUGCCCCGUCUCGGCCUCAAACCAAGCACGCGGUACUCAACCAGCAGCGGCAUCCGCAACGUCUCGAACGCCACAGACAAGUCGACCGCCUCCACCCUCUCUUCCGUGUACAGCAAUCUGUCGACCGGCGCUCCCCCCUCCCUCGGCUCGUUGCCCAGUGGAAACAACACCAUGGAGGACGAAAUUCAGGCCGAACUGGCACGCCUGGGUAACCCUCAGCCGUACAUGCGGUACUAUUCGCCGCCCAGGAGCAAGAUGCUUUGA